CACCAACUGAACAUACCCCACGUGAUAACAAAAUACACAACACGCUGUAAACGAGAAUACAAUUUUAUUUUUCCCCAGAAAAUCUACAAAAAUGUUAAAUAAAUUAAAGUUUAAUAACUUGGUAAUAUCCAACAAAAAGGGCAUACAACAGUCACGCAUACAAACCAUUAAUAAACUCGUGCAUAAAAUACGUAAACUAAAGACCCUGUUGGAAAAACAUCCAGAUAAUACGAAAUGUAAGGAACGUAUAAGAAAAUCAACCGAAACAAUGGAAUUGUUAAAGAAACUCAAAAGAGUGGAUAUUAUGAAGAACGUUUUACUCAUGGAUAAACCGGCGCCAGCUGUUAUAACCAAUGGCUUAGCUACACCCGAAGAGGUGGGAAUAGCGUUGCUGUGUAUGAACAAAGUUAUGCUGGGUUUGAUCAAAAGAUUCAAAACGGAAUUACAGCUAAAUGAAGCUGAAAAUAGUGAGUGGAAAGAAGCUUUGAUGGAAUCCAGCAAACGCAAGCAAAAAAUCGAAAGAACUGAAGAGAAACGUCGCAAGCGUUUGGAAAUGAAACAACAAAAGGCCAUGGGACGUAAACGGGAGGAAUGGUUAGAAGGCAACAAACAGGAUAACGAAGAUGACGAAGUUUCCGAAGAUAAAGAGUUGGAUGUAUCAACUACAAGUGGCUGGCAGGUAGAUGAAUUAUCGAAUGACAAUGUUACAACAGAAGCUGAUGAAGAAAUUGAAAAGAAAUCCAAUAAGCCAUUAAAGAGACCAAUAAAAGAAAAACCUUUAGAAAAGAAAACUCCCCAACCCCCUAAAAAACAAAAGGUCGUCAUUGAAAAUAUCAAGGAAACUACAAAGUUAAAUGAAUCUUCCGCUGAAGAAAGUGAGUGUGAUGAAAUAACUGAAGAAAUAAAACCAGUCAAGGUAGAUAAACCUAAAAUUGUUGACAUACAUCAAAAUGAAAGUCCGCAAGAUGCAGAAGAAGAGCCGGAGGAAGAAAUAGCAGUAGAGGAAGAAAUGGUAGUAGAUCCUUUCUUUAUAACAGAUACCGGCGAGAACUAUCUGUCUACAGCAGUAAUUAAAAGAGAUCAAAAUGCUGAGCAUGAAAAUAAUGAAGAAAAAAGAGACCUGCAUAUGAUAAAGCUUAAUAAAUACGAUAAAAGACCAACUGACUUUAAAGAUCGUCGUCAACAGGGCCGCGAUAACAAUCAAAGAGAUUUUACACAAAAUAGACCACAAAACAAUAACAGAUGGAAUAGUGGAGAUGGAAGAGAGCAACAAAAUAGAUGGAAUAAUAAACAAACUAAUGACAGAGACAAAUUCUCACAAAACAAAUGGAAUGAUAGGAAAAAUAAUGAAACCAGAGACCAAGAUUUCAAACAUAACAAAUCUGCAAAUAACAGCGAUGAACAAAAGCUACAUCCAUCUUGGGCGGCCAAACAAAAGCUUAAACCUGUUAUAACAGGAUUCCAAGGUAAAAAGAUCACAUUUGGAGAUGAUGACAGCAGUAAUCAAACUCAACAACAAACACAAUAUAAAACUAAUAAACCGGCAGCACCAAAGCCUAGCAAAUCGGAGCAGGAAUCUCUACAUCCUUCCUGGGCCGCUAAACAAAAACUAAAACCUACUAUAACGGCCUUCCAGGGCAAGAAAAUUACCUUUGGCAAUGAUGAGUAAUAAAAACUUUGUGAUUUCUCUUUUUUAAACAAAACAAA
This is a messenger RNA of Calliphora vicina (urban bluebottle blowfly), 1707 nucleotides long. It is a transcript of the gene Rlb1, whose product is annotated as Rlb1. Lineage: Eukaryota; Metazoa; Arthropoda; Insecta; Diptera; Calliphoridae. Gene Ontology annotation, cellular component: 90S preribosome; nucleus. The coding region runs from base 92 to 1669 and encodes 525 amino acids. The transcript has 3 exons. Gene Ontology annotation, biological process: maturation of SSU-rRNA. The record is from RefSeq and is a predicted model, not a curated record.